Molecule: messenger RNA, 792 nt
Organism: Parastagonospora nodorum SN15
Lineage: Eukaryota; Fungi; Ascomycota; Dothideomycetes; Pleosporales; Phaeosphaeriaceae
Exons: 2
Coding region: 1-792 (263 amino acids)
Source: RefSeq, a predicted model, not a curated record
AUGGCUUCAGUGUUCACCCCACCUCAACAAACAGCACCGACAUCUACCCUCAUCUUCACCAUCCACGCUGGCUUUCUCAUCCGAAAGAUGGACCAAGGGCCAUUUCCGCCGGAACUGCCACUGCCCCAAGGAAAUGGGCGGGGAACGUGUCGACACUGCGUGCAGUUCGAUCACAGCUUUUGUAGGCACGCUCCGGACCUCCCGCAGAUCAACCUCGAAUUCUUGUGCGACGAUGAAGGUCUAUCAGAUGUACCCCAGAUCUAUCGUCGACUUUUCCAGCGAACAAAAGUGUUCACUGCCACCGUACAGGAUCUAGUAAACAUAACCAUAAAAUGCAACCCUGCCGGGUGGGGCGAAGCCGCUCGUUCGAUUGUGGACUACAGUGUCUUCAUUCUGAGAUCCGAGAGGCUUGGAUUUGAGCGAUUCUUGCACAGCCAACGUGGCAGUAUUUACUGGAUGUUGGACGAUGCGCUGCUACGCAUCUGCCUUGACCGUUGGGAAAAUCGCCAAGCUGGCUCUCCAUGGGAUCAGGCUAUCGCACCUAUUCUGCUUACUCUCGCCGAUGCUAAGAGCCGUUUGCCCUCUUGGGUCGAACUGGAUGUACAAAACAUGGCGAAACACCAGAUCGACAACCGUGCGGCCGCCAAAAGCCUGACGAAGAGUUAUUUUGAUCAGACACAAGGAAUAGGAAAAUUACCCGCUGAGUUAGCUGAUGCUAUCAUCGGAGACGUUCUGAGUGCAGAAAACCUUCCUAGGGGAGAUCUAAGGCCAUUGUAUCUGCCAAAGGGCUGA